GGUUUGAGCAACGUGACGUCACAAGAGGGGCGUAUCUACCAAACUGGUUAGCUGCCGCUGUCCGAUUAGCUCGGUGCAGACUCAUAUCCUCGGCUGGCCGUGUCACAUAAACACCAAAAACUAAAACAUGUCUGACUUCACGGAAGACCAGAUCCUGGAGUUUAAGGAGGCCUUCCUGUUGUUUGACCGGACGGGUGACGGGAAAAUCACCUACAGCCAGUGUGGCGAUGUGAUGCGAGCCCUGGGACAGAACCCAGUCAACGCCGAGGUGCUCAAAGUGCUCGGGAACCCCAAAAUGGAAGAGAUGAACCACAAGUUGUUGGAUUUUGAGCAGUUCCUGCCCAUGUUUCACGCCAUCGCUAAGAACAAGGACCAGGGCUCUUUUGAAGAUAUUGUUGAAGGCCUGCGUGUCUUUGACAAGGAGGGAAACGGCACAGUGAUGGGGGCAGAGCUGCGUCAUGUCCUCACCACUUUAGGUGAAAAAAUGACAGAAGAAGAAGUGGAGACACUUUUAGUGGGACAUGAAGAUGCCAAUGGCUGCAUUAAUUAUGAAGAACUUGUCAGGAUGGUGAUGAGUGGUUAAGGACUUCAAACACUUCCAUCUUUAAUUUUAUUCCUGACUAUUUUCUGUGCUGUUAGUCUUGUCUUGCCCCUCCAUCCAUGUCAUUCUACCUCUAACCAUGUUGUUUUGUUACUGUUGAACUUUUUUUUUUACAUGCCUUUUCUGUCUGAUGUGAAAACUCUUCUCAUCUCAUAUUCCUAAAAACUGUUCGUGUUUGCAGGCACAAUCAGUGGAACAUCUCCGCUUGUAGGGUUACCUUCGUCAUUUCUGGCAGUCAUCCUCUGGCUUGCUGUCUUGUCUUUUGGAUGGAUAUGAUAAUGUGACAUGUUACAUUAAUAAAUAUUGAAUAAACUUGUUUACAAAGUUUUA
This is a messenger RNA of Girardinichthys multiradiatus, 931 nucleotides long. RefSeq names its product myosin, light chain 6, alkali, smooth muscle and non-muscle (gene myl6). NCBI's taxonomy places the organism in Eukaryota, Metazoa, Chordata, Actinopteri, Cyprinodontiformes, Goodeidae. Gene Ontology annotation, cellular component: myosin II complex. The record is from RefSeq and is a predicted model, not a curated record. Gene Ontology annotation, molecular function: structural constituent of muscle; calcium ion binding. The transcript has 6 exons. Bases 128 to 583 code for a protein of 151 amino acids.